This is a messenger RNA of Didymodactylos carnosus, 603 nucleotides long. The record is from the annotation of a GenBank genome assembly. Lineage: Eukaryota; Metazoa; Rotifera; Eurotatoria; Philodinida; Philodinidae.
AUGACGGAAAAAAUUUUAUUUUCCGACGAGAAGUAUUUUGAUAUCGAUGGAAUUUAUAACAAACAGAACGAUCGAAUUUAUGCUCUCACACGUGAAGAAGCUGAUCGCAAAGGUAGUAUGCAUUGCAAAACGCAACAUCCGGUUCAUGUUAUGGUAUGGUUGGAAUCCUGUUAUCAAGGGGUCAGAAGACCAGUUAUCAUUGAAAAAGGUACAAUUAAUGCUGCUCGAUACAUCGAAGAAAUUCUUCCCCUAGCAUUGAAAGAUGGGAAAAGAUUAUUAGGCAAUGACUUUAUUUCUCAACAAGAUGGUGCAUCGCCUCAUAAGAACGGAAAACGGUCAUGGUGCAAACAACAUUUUCCAGAUCUUUGGUCUUAUGGACACUGGCCGCCAAAUAGUUCAGAUCUCAACCCUCUGGACUAUUGUAUAUGGUCUGAACGUAGCGAGCAGACGAACUGGAGUCGUAUUACAAACAAACAGACAUUAAUUCAUCAAAUUAAACAAGCUGUUAAAGAGCUAAGAAUGGAAGUGGUGCGUCGCAGUAUGACAAGCUGGACUAAUCGAGUGUAUCAAAUGUUACAGCGUGAAGGAGAAUAUGUUUUUUGA